Molecule: messenger RNA, 999 nt
Organism: Debaryomyces hansenii CBS767
Lineage: Eukaryota; Fungi; Ascomycota; Pichiomycetes; Serinales; Debaryomycetaceae
Exons: 1
Coding region: 1-999 (332 amino acids)
Source: RefSeq, a predicted model, not a curated record
AUGACCGAAGAGUUGUCAAAGAUUUAUAAUUCCAAGAAAACUUCGAAGAUUGCUAAGGGGAUCGCAUUUCCAACAUGUAUUAAUCCAAAUCACAUUCCAGCACAUCUCUCGCCAGUGAGCGAAGAUGACGAAGCGAACUUGACAUUGGUCAAGGGGGAUGUUGUCAAUAUCAUGUUGGGUAUUCAGAUUGAUGGAUUUCCAUCAAUUGUGGCCGAAUCAAUGGUUGUUGGAGAAAGCAAGGAUGAGCCAAUCACUGGAGGCAAGGCCGACUUGAUGCACGCAGCUUGGAAAGCAUCAGAAGCAGCUAUUAGAACCUUCCAACUAAAGAACAGAAACUGGGAUGUUACCAACAUCGUGGAUAAAGUUGCCAAGUCGUAUGAUUGUAUUGCUGUUGAAAGUAUGUUGUCGCAUAACCAAGAAAGAAACGUCUUAUAUGGACCAAAGGAAAUCAUUCUUAACCCAACUAAGGAAAACAAGAACCAAAUGGAUACCUUUAAGUUCGAAGAAAAUGAAGUUUAUGGGUUAGAUAUUUUAGUUUCUACGUCCCCAGAGGGUAAAGUUAAACAAUCCAACUACAAGACUUCUUUAUUCAAAUUAACUGGUAGCUCGUAUUCCUUAAAAAUGAAAUCAUCCCACCAAGUAUUGGGUGAAUUUAAAGAAAAGUGUUCUGGCCCUUUCCCUUUUAACAUUAAGAACUUAGAAGAUAUCAGAAAGGCCAGAAUGGGUUUGAUUGAGUGUGUCAACCAUCAAGUUAUGUUAUCCUAUGACAUUAUGACUGAGAAGGAAGGUGAAUACGUUGCCCAAUAUUUCACUACUUUUGCUAUUACUAAGAAUGGUAUUGUUAAGUUCACAUCUCCAACUUUUGACCCUGAAUUAUACAAAACUGAAAAGGAAAUCAAAGACGAAGAAAUCACAACAUUGAUUUCCCAACCUUUGAAGGCUGCCGCAAAAAAAAAGAAGAGCAAGAAGGCUGCUGUUGAUGGAGCUCCAUCCGCAUAA